Messenger RNA from Arachis duranensis, 408 nucleotides. RefSeq lists its product as uncharacterized. Bases 1 to 408 code for a protein of 135 amino acids. The record is from RefSeq and is a predicted model, not a curated record. NCBI's taxonomy places the organism in Eukaryota, Viridiplantae, Streptophyta, Magnoliopsida, Fabales, Fabaceae. The transcript has a single exon.
AUGGCGGAGGGUCGUGGCUUUCCUAGCAUGUUGAGUAGCAUUGACUGCCUGCAUUGGCAAUGGACAAAUUGUCCAAACGCGUGGAAAGGUAUGUACAUGAGUGGUUAUCGUGGGGUUGCAACCAUAGUACUUGAGGUUGUAGCAUCUUCAGAUCUUUGGAUAUGGCAUGCGUUCUUUGGAAUUUCUGGUUCAAAUAACGAUAUCAAUGUGUUAGAUCGUUCACCAGUGUUCGAUGAUAUUCUAAAUGACCGUGCUCCAGAGGUAAAUUAUACUAUUAAUGGUAAUAAUUAUACUAUUGGAUACUAUUUAGCAGAUGAUAUUUAUCCUGAAUGGGCUACAUUUGUCAAAUCAAUCUCAAAACCACAAGGGGAGAAACACAAGUUAUUUGCACAAUACCAAGAAGGAUAA